Molecule: messenger RNA, 823 nt
Organism: Zingiber officinale
Lineage: Eukaryota; Viridiplantae; Streptophyta; Magnoliopsida; Zingiberales; Zingiberaceae
Product: ubiquitin-conjugating enzyme E2-23 kDa-like
Exons: 6
Coding region: 143-700 (185 amino acids)
Biological process (GO): protein polyubiquitination; ubiquitin-dependent protein catabolic process
Cellular component (GO): nucleus
Molecular function (GO): ubiquitin conjugating enzyme activity
Source: RefSeq, a predicted model, not a curated record
UUUUUUUUAUUUCUCCAAUGCCUUUCCCAUAAUCGACCUUGCGGCGGAGGAGAAAGGCAGGAAUUUUUAGAGGCGCCGCCUGCCUAACUCCGCCUCAUCCCCCUCCAUCUCCGCCGGAGCCGGCCGAGGAAGCGCGAUCGAGAUGUCUUCUCCGAGCAAGCGCCGCGAGAUGGACCUCAUGAAACUGAUGAUGAGUGACUACAAGGUGGAGAUGCUGAACGAUGGGAUGCAAGAGUUCUUCGUGGACUUCCAUGGCCCAAAUGACAGUUUGUAUCAAGGAGGAGUGUGGAGAAUAAGAGUGGAACUGCCAGAUGCUUAUCCUUACAAAUCUCCCUCAAUUGGCUUUGUUAAUAAGAUAUAUCAUCCUAACGUCGAUGAAAUGUCUGGUUCAGUUUGUUUGGAUGUUAUCAACCAAACUUGGAGUCCUAUGUUCGAUCUUGUCAAUGUGUUUGAAGUUUUUCUCCCGCAACUUCUUCUAUAUCCAAACCCUUCAGACCCACUGAAUGGGGAGGCUGCAGCGCUUAUGAUGCGGGAUAAACCUGCUUACGAACUAAAAGUGAAAGAAUACUGUCAGAGAUAUGCAAAGCCUGAAGAUGUGGGGAAUGAUUCAGAUGACAAAUCUAGUGAUGAAGAACUGAGUGAAGAUAAUAACGAGUAUGAUUCUAGUGAUGAACAAGUGGUGGGAAAACCUGAUCCUUGAUUAGGGUUUCAUGUAAAUCUUUGUUUCAACUACUUGCAAAAAAGAAAUUAAAAAAAAAAUUAAAACUUUUUUCUUUCAUUUGUCAUUGUAAAUAAGUAUUGCUCAAUCAAGAUGUUUAUUUUA